CCGGAUUGUUUAUUGAGCUCCCGAAGCCACGCGCCUGGCUCGCGAAAGCCAACGAGCAAGAAAGCGAGCGCGGGGGCGGGGCUUCGCGCGGAGCGUGCAGCUCGGCCAGGGGGUGGGGAAGUGGGCUCGUGUUGAAAAAGAGGAGUGCUGCCAAAGUUUAGUUCAGAUCGGCUACUGGGGUAGGUGCUCCCGAGUUAAGAUUCCAAGGCUUUGUGCACUCCAGCCACACGCCCCACGCGAGCGCCACGAGAGCCACACACAGUCUGUCAACAGCUCACUCCGUCGCACUCUGGUUCUCUCUGCGUGUGUCUGUUUCCGCUCAGCGAUCCUCUCACCUUGUUUUGGCUGCCAGGGAUGGACGGCGCGAUUGCAGCGGCGCACAUCAUGCAAGGUGCAUUCGCUUUCGGACUUGAAAACCGAAGUAACCUGGUGUCAGGGCAGGCUUCGGUGCAGGAGUGCGACGCCCCCUCCUCCGGCAACACCAACAAAAGUAAAGUGCUGAAGAGACAGCGCUCCAGCUCGCCAGAGUUGCUUCGGUGCAAGAGGAGGCUGACGUUUAACGGACUCGGAUAUACGAUCCCUCAGCAGCAGCCGGCGGCAGUGGCCCGGCGCAACGAGAGGGAGAGGAAUCGCGUCAAGCUUGUCAACAUGGGCUUCCAGACUCUGCGCCAGCAUGUCCCCAACGGGGCUGCCAACAAGAAAAUGAGCAAAGUGGAGACGCUGCGCUCGGCUGUGGAAUAUAUUAGGGCGCUGCAGCAGCUCCUGGACGAACACGAUGCCGUGUCGGCGGCUUUCCAGUGCGGGGUGCCUUCACCCACUCUGUCUACGAGCUGUUCGGCGGACCCCGGUUCUCCGCACUCGACCUACUCGUCGGACGAGGGCAGCUACGAGCACCUGAGUUCGGAAGAGCAGGAACUUCUAGAUUUCACGACUUGGUUCGACAGAUACUGAAAUAUAUAUA
Messenger RNA from Erpetoichthys calabaricus (reedfish), 961 nucleotides. It is a transcript of the gene ascl1b, whose product is annotated as achaete-scute family bHLH transcription factor 1b. The record is from RefSeq and is a predicted model, not a curated record. Gene Ontology annotation, molecular function: DNA-binding transcription factor activity, RNA polymerase II-specific; protein dimerization activity; RNA polymerase II transcription regulatory region sequence-specific DNA binding. The coding region runs from base 355 to 951 and encodes 198 amino acids. Gene Ontology annotation, biological process: regulation of transcription by RNA polymerase II; developmental process. The transcript has a single exon. Lineage: Eukaryota; Metazoa; Chordata; Cladistia; Polypteriformes; Polypteridae.